AUGAUGGGUCGCCGCCGGGUACUCACAUACUAUCUAAUUUUAACCACAUUAGUCAUAAGUUUAUACUACUACAUAGGCAUAGGAGACUAUAUUAAUACUUUGAACAUUGAGGAUGAAUUCCAUUACCCUCUUGAUGUUGAUAUCAAACCACUCAUCGAAGAUAUGAAAGCCGGCAGAGAACCAUCUAUAGCACCCAUCAAUGUAUACCCUUACAAUUUCAUGACAACUAUAGAUAAAUGCCGCGGAAAACCUGUAGAUUUGCUCAUAUUGGUCAAAUCUGCUAUGGAACACUUUGAUCUGAGAACAGCCAUCAGAGACACAUGGGGCAAAGAAAACAACCUCAUGGAUGAAACUGUAAGAGUAUUGUUCUUUUUGGGUGUGACUGAUGAGUCCAACUCAGCACUGCAGAAAAAGGUUGAUCAAGAAAUCACAUUUUACAAUGACAUAGUACAGAUAGAUUUUAUUGAUGCAUAUUACAACAAUACCAUAAAGACAAUGAUGGCCUUCCGUUGGGCGUACGAUCAUUGUGAUGAAGCCAGGUAUUACUUGUUCUCUGAUGAUGACAUGUACAUUUCUGUGGCAAAUCUUCUUGAUUAUACAAACUUCCAUGAAAGAUCUGCUUACUCAGUUUAUGACGAUGCAACAAAGGCUAACACAGUUGAUACUGACAAGAGCAAAGCCUUGUUUGCUGGUUUUGUUUUUAAGUCUAGACCACACCGGUAUCUUGGUAGCAAAUGGAGGGUAUCCUUAGAUGAGUACCCGUGGAACAAAUGGCCACCAUAUGUGUCUGCUGGUGCAUAUGUGGUGUCCAAUAAUGCUCUGAAGACUCUGUACCUUGGGAGUAUGUUUGUGAAGCACUUCCGUUUUGACGACAUCUACCUUGGAAUUGUAGCUAAGAAAGCUGGUGUAACACCUGUGAUGUGUGAAGAAUUUUACUUCUAUAAAAAAUCACAUCCUAUGACCUCCUACAAGAAAGUGAUUGCAUCUCAUGGGUUUGGUGAUCCCAAGGAACUGAUAACUGUCUGGAGACAUUGGAACUGA
Messenger RNA from Plutella xylostella (diamondback moth), 1041 nucleotides. Its product is annotated as beta-1,3-galactosyltransferase. The record is from RefSeq and is marked provisional. Gene Ontology annotation, cellular component: Golgi membrane. Gene Ontology annotation, molecular function: UDP-glycosyltransferase activity; hexosyltransferase activity. Gene Ontology annotation, biological process: protein O-linked glycosylation. Lineage: Eukaryota; Metazoa; Arthropoda; Insecta; Lepidoptera; Plutellidae.